ACGGUCUUUGCAGACUGACAGACAAGGCGGUGGAAGAAAAAGCUGUCUGCUUGUGAUCUCUAGCCGCCGCUGUGGCUUUUACUGCUAGUUGUUUUAUUUUGUAAAAAUCAAAAUGAUUUAUCGACAUGUUCUGGUGAACAUUUGCCCACAACUGCGACGUGCAAACUGCAGAUAUUUUACCAAAUGGUUUCAAGGCAGUUCGGAAUAUACAAGCAUAUCAGAAGGUUUGAAAAGCAUAUACGAUAAUAAAUUAUUGCCUCUGGAGGAAAAGUAUCUGUUCCAUGAUUUCCAUGGACCCAAGCUCAAUGCUCCAGAUUUUGAAGCAAAGCCCAUUGUGCUUCUUAUGGGUCAGUACUCUACUGGAAAAACAACAUUCAUCCGCUUUCUAAUUGAAAGAGAUUUUCCUGGAAUGUCAAUCGGACCAGAGCCCACAACAGAUAAAUUUAUUGUCUUGAUGAAAGGGGAACGAGAGCAGGUUAUUCCCGGCAAUGCUCUUGUUGUGGACUCUUCAAGACAGUUCAACCAACUUUCAAAGUUUGGAAACCCAUUUUUGAAGCGCUUCCAGUGCUCACUUGUACCUUCACCAGUCCUCUCUGGCAUGACACUGAUUGACACCCCUGGCAUUCUCUCUGGAGAGAAGCAGAGGGUUGAUCGUGGCUAUGAUUUUAGUGGUGUACUUGAAUGGUUUGCUGGCCGAGUGGACCGUAUAAUAUUAUUAUUCGAUGCUCACAAGCUGGAUAUAUCUGAUGAGUUUAAACGGUCAUUGAAGGCACUUCAUGGCCAUGAGGAUAAGAUACGCAUUCUUUUAAACAAGGCUGAUAAAAUUAAUCAUCAACAGCUAAUGCGAGUGUAUGGAGCACUUAUGUGGUCCUUGGGAAAAGUUUUUACCACUCCUGAGGUGUCAAGGGUGUAUGUUGGUUCAUUUUGGGAUAAUCCUCUCGAAAAUGACCUUAAUAGAAAGUUGUUUGAUGAUGAAAAAGAAGAUCUGUUUAGGGACUUGAGGUCCCUACCUGAGUAUGCUGAAUUAAGAAAGCUCAACGAUCUAAGCAAACGAGCCCGUCUAGCCAAGGUGCAUGCUUAUAUUAUUGGAGCACUUGCAAAGGAGAUGCCACGGCUUUUUGGAAGGGAUGCUAAAAAGAAGGAAUUGAUCAAUAACUUACCUAAAAUAUACGAACACUUACAGUGGGCACUUAAGAUUGCACCUGGUGACUUCCCUGAUAUUAAGUUAAUGCAGGAUCAGCUAGAACUUCAUGACUUCAGCAAAUUUGAGCUGCUUGAUGAAGAACUUCUUAAAACUGUUGAUGACAUGUUGGCCUCUGACAUAACUCGAAUUAUGUCACUUAUGCCAGUGCAAGAGGAGAAAUUUGCCAGCACAGAUACUGUUACAGGAGGAGCAUUUGCUAACAUAGACGACCGUGAAAGUCCAUUUGGGUUUGGGCGUAAUGAGGGUGUAUUGGCUGGUCAUGGGGAUCUUGAGUGGAUUGUUGCGAAGAGCAAGCCAAUCUAUGAUGAUUUAUUCAACUCUUUGGAACAGGUUGGAGGAAAACUCACAAGAGCAGCCGCAAAAGACGAGCUUUUGAAGUCAAAGCUCCCCAACUCAGUUCUAAGCCGUAUUUGGCAUUUAGCAGAUGUGGAUAGAGAUGGACUGCUUGAUGCUGAUGAAUUUGCUUUAGCAAUGCAUCUGAUCAAAGUGAAGGUGGAUGGACAUGAUAUUCCUGCAGAACUUCCUUCUCAUCUAGUACCCCCAUCAAAGAGACUGUCUCGAAGAAAAGCAUCACUAACAUCAUGAUUGACAAUUGUAUUUAAAAAAUUAUUUUGAAAGCACUGCUUAGCUUCGUCUAUGAGGUUCUCUAUUUUAUUUAUAAGCGACAAUCACUGUGUUCCCAACAGUAUUGUACUCAUCUAAGAUGACAGCAGGUUGGUAGAUUUCCUGUGCACAUUCAUGCAGAUUCACUGCUUAAACUAUUGUCCAAAAUGUAAAUGUUAUAGAAAAAUGAAAAUGGAAAUAAGGUUCUGACAGCAAAACAUUCUACAUAAUCCUAUUCCUGCCUCUACUGAGGUAGGCUUAUUGUUACCUAUUUUUCUAACUUUUCUUUAAAGUUUUGUUUGUUUUCUGUUAAAAUAAUCAGUGCAGUUCUACUUGUGGUAGCUGAAGAGGGUCCCCUAGACCUUGCUCUUUGUAUGGAAAUUGGCAAGUGAUCUUGACAUCUGUGAUUUUAAUAUAAAUUUAAGUGUGUUAAUCAGU
Messenger RNA from Thrips palmi, 2245 nucleotides. RefSeq names its product EH domain-containing protein 1-like. Gene Ontology annotation, cellular component: cytoplasm; plasma membrane. Gene Ontology annotation, molecular function: protein binding; calcium ion binding; GTP binding. Gene Ontology annotation, biological process: endosomal transport; endocytosis. The transcript has 7 exons. The coding region runs from base 113 to 1789 and encodes 558 amino acids. The record is from RefSeq and is a predicted model, not a curated record. Lineage: Eukaryota; Metazoa; Arthropoda; Insecta; Thysanoptera; Thripidae.